Ostreobium quekettii is the source of this 1485-nucleotide messenger RNA. The record is from the annotation of a GenBank genome assembly. Lineage: Eukaryota; Viridiplantae; Chlorophyta; Ulvophyceae; Bryopsidales; Ostreobiaceae.
AUGGACAACCACGCGUGGCAGCCGGGCGGUCUACCGGGCGCACCGCUGAGCGUGGCCGCCCACAUGCCGCCGCAGACCGCACAGGGGGGCAUCCACGCGGCGGAGGACUAUCUGGACAUGGACGCCGCCCUGCACAACUACCUGACCUCCAUCUGGGACUCCCCAACACCAACCGGAACUGGCUUCACGGGAGACAAUGCUAACAGCGCGGCGACGCCGCUGGCGAGCCCCGGCACCGAAGCCCCUGCGAAGAUGUCCGCGCCUGGAAUCGGGCAUGCCGUGCAGAGCGGUGGGGAAACACAAGUUGCUGGGUUGGGCGGAUUGAAUGCGAGUGGCCAAACGAGAGGGCCAGCAGGGGGGCAAGCGGGGGCCCAUUUUGCAUUCACGUUCCAAGCUGAGUCGGGCAGCGACGGCAAGCGGGAUGCGGGCGAGAGGGCGGCGCAGGGGGGCGGGAGCGGUGGCGAGAUGACGAGCAAGUCGUCGGAGAGCGGGACGAACGGGACGGCGGAGGGGCGGCAGAAGAAGCGGCGGGGGGGCGGGGAGGCGGAGGCGCCCGCGGGCAAGAAGGAGCUGACGCAGGAGAAGAACAGGAUUGCGCAGAAGCAGUUCAGGGAGAGGCAGAAGGUGAAAAUGAACGGGCUGCAAAGGCAAAUUGAAGAGCUGCAGGCCUCACUGGAAAGUAUGCAGCAGGCAAAUUCUGCACUGCAGAGUCAAAAUGGCAUCCUCCACAAGGUCCUUGCAAUGCGGGAUGAGCGAAUCAAGAUGCUGCAGGAGGCUGCAAAGUACAUUUCGGAAAAUGAUUCCACGGGCAAGCAGGUGUCCGAUGUGGCUGUUACCCUGUCAGAGUUGCACAUCGGCAGUGUGGUGCGGCUGACGGCUGAGAAGCUGAAGACGAUGCAGGCUGAAGAGAUAAAGCAGUACUGGAUGGAGUAUGUGACUGAAAUCUCAGCUGUGCUAGUCGAUGCUAAUACCAACCCUCAAGCGGAGGAGCGUGUAGGGAAGCUUGUCAACGAGCUGUUUAUGCUCAUGAUGCGCUUUGCUGCACUCAAUCCUGUGCUGAUGAUGUGGUCCAAGCAGUCCUACAGCUCUGAUGAUGAGGAAGUCAGGAAAUGGCUGGCUGUCGUCCCCCAUUUGGGUCUUUCCAAGGACCAGAUUGCAGAAAUCGUUGCCAUCCGAUCCAUGCUUUUGGAUAAGUUGAAACGGGUGCUCGAUGAGCGUAGUGUGCUGACUGCUGCCAUUCAGCCUUCUCUUGCCAGCUCAAUGGCCUGUGAGAAGCUGCAUUUAGAGUACAUCAAGACGAAUGAGGCUGUCAUCCAACUGAAGGAGAACCUGCGAUCUGAGCACACUGCUCUUCUUGACUUUGUCAGUGCCAUGUUGCGGAAGAUUCUGACGCCCAUCCAAGUCGCAAGGUUGAUGGUCCAAUCCUACCCCACCAAGCCGGAUAUAUUGGCUGUGGCAUCAGCGGUGCAGCAAUGGCAGAAUUGA